GCCGUUAAAACCGAGCGGCGAGCGGCGGAGUCGCCCAGAACGUUCCGCUCGCGGCGGUGUGCGGAAUGAAGGAUUUUUGUCUAUGUUGAUCUUUGCUGUAUUUUACCUAGAUGAGUAUCUGACAGUUUUUCCUUUAAGGCUAAGAAAAAUCACCAAGGAUAUGUCUGUGGUUGAGCAAGAUCUAGAUCCAGAUAGUACUACAGGUACAGAAUUUGUUAUAGAUUCUGAAGAAGAACUUAUUAAAGAAUGUGAAGAACUCUGGAAAGAUAUGGAAAAAUGUCAGAAUAAAUGGUCGCUUAUUGGAACUGAGACACUCACUAAUUCAAAUGCACAGACAUUGAUUAGGAAAGUAAUUCCUCUGACUGAUGAUGUUCUAACUACAUUAGGGAAGGAAGAGUUACAAAAAUUGAAACAUGAUCUUGAAAUUAUACUACCCACUAUUCAGUCAAAGAAUAAAAAGUUAAAGGAAGACUUUGCAAGAGAGCAGCAGUGGUUGGAUGAACAGCAACAAAUAAUGGACACACUUACUACAAUCCAAAGUGAACUGGAAAGUCAGAUUGAGGCACAUUCUAAAUCAAGACUUGAAAUGACUAAUGAGAUGAAAGCUAAAAUACUCACUAUAAAAGAAUUUAAGGAGAAACUCUUGAUUGCCCUGGGUGAAUUUCUUGAAUACUAUUUUCCUCUGCCUGGUGGAAAAACUAAAAGGAAAAAGACAAAAGUUGAACCAACUGCACAGCUGAUAACAUUGAAUGAGAUAAUUGAGAUCCUUAUAAAUAGAAUGUUUGAUGUUCCACAUGAUCCCUAUGUCCAAAUUAAUGCUUCCUUUUGGCCACCUUAUAUUGAGCUGCUGCUGCGCAAUGGAAUUGCCUUGAGACAUCCUGAAGAUCCAAACCGAAUAAGAUUAGAAGCCUUUCAUCAGUAAAAGGAUGGUCUCUUUUCAUACUGUAAGGAAUCUUGUUAUCCAAGGAUAAAGGAAACAUAGCACUGUUUGAAUAAGUCAAUAAUAGCUCAUAGUUAGUAGUUCAUAUUCCUCUUGCUGUUUUAUAAACAAGUUCUUACUGUGUAGCCCAGGCUAGUGUCCAUCUCCAUAUCUUUCAGCAUCCAUUUCUCCAGUGCUGGUUGUGGUGUGUGCUACCACCGAGCAAGGUGGUUGAUCUACUUUAAAACUUAAAUAACGCAAACUGCCAACUAUUCAUUUAUAAAGUGAUAUUUUUUUUUACUCAUUCAGUACUUUUAUGUUUUCAACUGCAAGUGAAAAAUACUGUAGAUUGUUUAUCAAGUGUGUACUCAAUGUUCUUUGAAAAAUUGUAAAUUUGUGAAGUUGCUAAUAUUUUUCCAGAAUUGUUGUAUUGGAGACUAUUGGCUCAUUCCUACAGGCUGAGAUCUGAGGAUUCCAGAUUGAAGCCAGCUUGGGUAGACAAAUGA
Dipodomys ordii (Ord's kangaroo rat) is the source of this 1425-nucleotide messenger RNA. It is a transcript of the gene Cenpk, whose product is annotated as centromere protein K. Gene Ontology annotation, cellular component: nucleus. NCBI's taxonomy places the organism in Eukaryota, Metazoa, Chordata, Mammalia, Rodentia, Heteromyidae. Gene Ontology annotation, biological process: kinetochore assembly; mitotic sister chromatid segregation. The transcript has 11 exons. The record is from RefSeq and is a predicted model, not a curated record. The coding region runs from base 83 to 922 and encodes 279 amino acids.